UGCGCCAAGAAGUCCCGCCUCCAGGAAGUGAUCAUGGAGCAGCAAGCUAACUUCCUGUCCUGGUGGAAGGUUCUACACAAUGACCCCCAGGAAAGACUGGAGCAUGAGGGGCUGCCUGUUCCUGUACGUAAAACACACAGUCACACACACGGUUAUGCUAUCAGUAGCCCGGUUUUUGUGAUCUGAUCAAGAUGAUCCAAUCACUGUCUGAUCAAGGUUUGACGUGUUUUAAAAUGCGUCUCUUUUCUGUCCACUGUGUCUACAUUGUGACCAGGUUUCCUGGUCCCUCUCUGUAUGCAAAUCAUUUCACAGAUUUUCUUUGAAAAUAAUAUGAAUUUAUUUAUUUUAAGACACUUAUUGAUGCUAUAUGUCAAUGGUGCCACCCAUCAAUGAUUUUGAAGAGCAGUAAAAUGAUGGUUUGACCAUCCAGAUCUGUUUACACUUGUUAAAUAUCCAGACACAAUGGUUCCCUGACUACCUCCAGAGGUGGUCAGGAAGAUCUGAUCAAAAUCAGAUCACAACACAUCUUGUAAUUGUCUACACUCUUAGAAAAAAGGGUUCCAAAAGGGUUCUUCGGCUGUCCCCAUUGGAUAACCCCUUCUGGUUCCCAGGAGAACCCUUUCUAGUUCCCGGUAGAACCCUUUUGGGUUCAAUGUAGUAAAAGUUCUAAAUGGAACCAAAAGGUUUCUACCUGGAACCAAAAAGGGUUCUAAAAAGGGUUCUCCUAUGGGGAUAGCCGAAGAACCCUUUUCGGUUCUAGAGAGCACCUUUUUUUCUGAGAGUGUACAACUGUCAAAACAAUGAGGCACAAUCAGAAUGUGGAGUAAAGUGAUGUAACUCUGUGUCUCUACAGACCAACAGUAAAGUGAUGUAACUCUGUGUCUCUACAGGCCAACAGUAAAGUGAUGUAACUCUGUGUCUCUCUACAGACCAACAGUAAAGUGAUGUAACUCUGUGUCUCUACAGACCAACAGUAAAGUGAUGUAACUCUGUGUCUCUCUACAGACCAACAGUAAAGUGAUGUAACUCUGUGUCUCUACAGACCAACAGUAAAGUGAUGUAACUCUGUGUCUCUACAGACCAACAGUAAAGUGAUGUAACUCUGUGUCUCUACAGACCAACAGUAAAGUGAUGUAACUCUGUGUCUCUACAGACCAACAGUAAAGUGAUGUAACUCUGUGUCUCUCUACAGACCAACAGUAAAGUGAUGUAACUCUGUGUCUCUACAGACCAACAGUAAAGUGAUGUAACUCUGUGUCUCUCUACAGACCAACAGUAAAGUGAUGUAACUCUGUGUCUCUCUACAGACCAACAGUAAAGUGAUGUAACUCUGUGUCUCUCUACAGACCAACAGUAAAGUGAUGUAACUCUGUGUCUCUCUACAGACCAACAGUAAAGUGAUGUAACUCUGUGUCUCUCUACAGACAACAGUAAAGUGAUGUAAACUCUGUGUCUCUCUAAGACCAACAGUAAAGUGAUGUAACUCUGUGUCUCUCUACAGACCAACAGUAAAGUGUUGUAACUCUGUGUCUCUCUACAGACCAACAGUAAAGUGAUGUAACUCUGUGUCUCUACAGACCAACAGUAAAGUGAUGUAACUCUGUGUCUCUCUACAGACCAACAGUAAAGUGUUGUAACUCUGUGUCUCUCUACAGACCAACAGUAAAGGAUGUAACUCUGUGUCUCUACAGACCAACAGUUAAAGUGAUGUAAACUCUGUGUCUCUCUACAGACCAACAGUAACGUGAUGUAACUAUGUGUCUCUUACAGACCAAACAGUAAAGUGAUGUAACUCUGUGUCUCUCUACAGACCAACAGUAAAGUGAUGUAACUAUGUGUUCUUCUACAGACCAACAGUAAAGUGAUGUAACUCUGUCUCUCUACAGACCAACAGUAAAGUGAUGUAACUCUGUCUCUCUACAGACCAACAGUAAAGUGAUGUAACUCUGUCUCUCUACAGACCAACAGUAAAGUGAUGUAACUCUGUGUCUCUACAGACCAACAGUAAAGUGAUGUAACUCUGUCUCUCUACAGACUAACAGUAAAGUGAUGUAACUCUGUGUCUCUCUACAGACCAACAGUAAAGUGAUGUAACUCUGUCUCUCUCUACAGACCAACAGUAAAGUGAUGUAACUCUGUGUCUCUACAGACCAACAGUAAAGUGAUGUAACUCUGUGUCUCUACAGACCAACAGUAAAGUGAUGUAACUCUGUGUCUCUCUACAGACCAACAGUAAAGUGAUGUAACUCUGUGUCUCUCUACAGACCAACAGUAAAGUGAUGUAACUCUGUGUCUCUACAGACCAACAGUAAAGUGAUGUAACUCUGUGUCUCUACAGACCAACAGUAAAGUGAUGUAACUCUGUGUCUCUACAGACCAACAGUAAAGUGAUGUAACUCUGUGUCUCUACAGACCAACAGUAAAGUGAUGUAACUCUGUGUCUCUACAGACCAACAGUAAAGUGAUGUAACUCUGUGUCUCUACAGACCAACAGUAAAGUGAUGUAACUCUGUGUCUCUACAGACCAACAGUAAAGUGAUGUAACUCUGUGUCCUCUACAGACCAACAGUAAAGUGAUGUAACUCUGUGUCUCUCUACAGACCAACAGUAAAGUGAUGUAACUCUGUGUCUCUCUACAGACCAACAGUAAAGUGAUGUAACUCUGUGUCUCUCUACAGACCAACAGUAAAGUGAUGUAACUCUGUGUCUCUCUACAGACCAACAGUAAAGUGAUGUAACUCUGUGUCUCUCUACAGACCAACAGUAAAGUGAUGUAACUCUGUGUCUCUCUACAGACCAACAGUAAAGUGAUGUAACUCUGUGUCUCUCUACAGACCAACAGUAAAGUGAUGUACUCUGUCUCUACAGACCAACAGUAAAGUGAUGUAACUCUGUGUCUCUACAGACCAACAGUAAAGUGAUGUAACUCUGUGUCUCUACAGACCAACAGUAAAGUGAUGUAACUCUGUGUCUCUCUACAGACCAACAGUAAAGUGAUGUAACUCUGUGUCUCUACAGACCAACAGUAAAGUGAUGUAACUCUGUGUCUCUACAGACCAACAGUAAAGUGAUGUAACUCUGUGUCUCUCUACAGACCAACAGUAAAGUGAUGUAACUCUGUGUCUCUCUACAGACUAACAGUAAAGUGAUGUAACUCUGUGUCUCUCUACAGACCAACAGUAAAGUGAUGUAACUCUGUCUCUCUCUACAGACCAACAGUAAAGUGAUGUAACUCUGUGUCUCUACAGGCCAACAGUAAAGUGAUGUAACUCUGUGUCUCUCUACAGACCAACAGUAAAGUGAUGUAACUCUGUGUCUCUACAGACCAACAGUAAAGUGAUGUAACUCUGUGUCUCUACAGACCAACAGUAAAGUGAUGUAACUCUGUGUCUCUACAGACCAACAGUAAAGUGAUGUAACUCUGUGUCUCUACAGACCAACAGUAAAGUGAUGUAACUCUGUCUCUCUCUACAGACCAACAGUAAAGUGAUGUAACUCUGUGUCUCUACAGGCCAACAGUAAAGUGAUGUAACUCUGUGUCUCUACAGACCAACAGUAAAGUGAUGUAACUCUGUGUCUCUACAGACCAACAGUAAAGUGAUGUAACUCUGUGUCUCUCUACAGACCAACAGUAAAGUGAUGUAACUCUGUGUCUCUACAGACCAACAGUAAAGUGAUGUAACUCUGUGUCUCUCUACAGACCAACAGUAAAGUGAUGUAACUCUGUCUCUCUACAGACCAACAGUAAAGUGAUGUAACUCGUGUCUCUACAGACCAACAGUAAGUGAUGUAACUCUGUGUCUCUACAGACCAACAGUAAGUGAUGUAACUCUGUCUCUCUACAGACUAACAGUAAAGUGAUGUAACUCUGUGUCUCUACAGACCAACAGUAAGUGAUGUAACUCUGUGUCUCUACAGACCAACAGUAAAGUGAUGUAACUCUGUGUCUCUACAGACCAACAGUAAGUGAUGUAACUCUGUGUCUCUCUACAGACCAACAGUAAAGUGAUGUAACUCUGUCUCUCUCUACAGACCAACAGUAAAGUGAUGUAACUCUGUGUCUCUACAGGCCAACAGUAAAGUGAUGUAACUCUGUGUCUCUCUACAGACCAACAGUAAAGUGAUGUAACUCUGUUCUCUCUACAGACCAACAGUAAAGUGAUGUAACUCUGUGUCUCUACAGACCAACAGUAAAGUGAUGUAACUCUGUGUCUCUACAGACCAACAGUAAAGUGAUGUAACUCUGUGUCUCUACAGACCAACAGUAAAGUGAUGUAACUCUGUGUCUCUACAGACCAACAGUAAAGUGAUGUAACUCUGUCUCUCUCUACAGACCAACAGUAAAGUGAUGUAACUCUGUGUCUCUACAGGCCAACAGUAAAGUGAUGUAACUCUGUGUCUCUACAGACCAACAGUAAAGUGAUGUAACUCUCUGUCUCUCUACAGGCCAACAGUAAAGUGAUGUAACUCUGUGUCUCUACAGACCAACAGUAAAGUGAUGUAACUCUCUGUCUCUCUACAGACCAACAGUAAAGUGAUGUAACUCUGUGUCUCUCUACAGACCAACAGUAAAGUGAUGUAACUCUGUGUCUCUCUACAGACCAACAGUAAAGUGAUGUAACUCUGUCUCUCUACAGACCAACAGUAAAGUGAUGUAACUCUGUGUCUCUACAGACCAACAGUAAAGUAAUGUAACUCUGUGUCUCUACAGACCAACAGUAAAGUAAUGUAACUCUGUGUCUCUCUACAGACCAACAGUAAAGUGAUGUAACUCUGUGUCUCUACAGACCAACAGUAAAGUGAUGUAACUCUGUGUCUCUACAGGCCAACAGUAAAGUGAUGUAACUCUGUGUCUCUCUACAGGCCAACAGUAAAGUGAUGUAACUCUGUCUCUCUCUACAGACCAACAGUAAAGUGAUGUAACUCUGUGUCUCUACAGACCAACAGUAAAGUGAUGUAACUCUGUCUCUCUCUACAGGCCAACAGUAAAGUGAUGUAACUCUGUGUCUCUACAGGCCAACAGUAAAGUGAUGUAACUCUGUGUCUCUACAGACCAACAGUAAAGUAAUAAUCUCCCACUGCAAGACCAACCAGGCUCUGGCUGUUCUAGGACAGCACAUCUUGUGGUAAAACUUUACUUGACAUUUCACAUGAGAGAACCCUGUAAAGGUUACACAGGAUAGAAGCAGCAGUAGUCUAUUAGUACUCUAUGUUGUAUUGUUGUAGUAUUUUGUUGUAUUGUUGUAGUAUUUUGUAGUAGUAAUUAGUAGUAAUAGUAGUAGUAGCAGUAAUAGUAGUAAUAGUAUCUAAUAUUAAACCUAUUCCUUCAGGACUCCAUAUGGUAAAGAAUAUGAGGUGACAGUAGUACUUGGAUAGUAGUAUAGUAGCUACAGUGGGGAGAAAAAGUAUUUGAUACUCUGCCGAUUUUGCAGGUUUUCCUACUCACAAAGCAUGUAGAGGUCUGUAAUUUUUAUCAUAGGUACACUUCAACUGUGAGAGACGGAAUCUAAAACAAAAAUCCAGAAAAUCACAUUGUAUGAUUUUAAAGUAAUUAAUUUGCAUUUUAUUACAGUUCAAAUCUACAAGUGACUCAUUUUGUCUGCUUUGAGAUUGGAAAAAAACAUGAACUGUGUCUUUCUGGCAUUCAGCACAAGUUUCCGUUGGUGAAGUUGUUUCUGAAUGUCGUCAAACGCUUGUAAAUUCUGAAGAGCAUCUUCAAUUUAGAGGCACAGGAUAGUAGCAGUAUAGUAGUAAUAUUGGGUGUUAUUGUCUUUAACAGGACUCUGUAUGGUAAAGACUGAGGUGACAGUAGUAGUAGUAUUGUAGUAGUAUUGUAGUAGUAGUAGUAUUGUAAAAGUAAUAUUAUACUGUAUAUUCCUGCAGGACUCUGUAUGGUAAAGACUGAGGUGACAGUAGUAGUAGUAUUGUAGUAGUAGUAGUAUUGUAAAAGUAAUAUUAUACUGUAUAUUCCUGCAGGACUCUGUAUGGUAAAGAAUAUGAGGUGACGGCCCACACCUUCCUGGACUCCCAUAAGGCCGAGCGAGACAUCAACCAUUGGCUGUUGCUGACCGCUGAUUCUGCAGGGGCCGGGCUUGACCGCACACAGACAGAACAGGCUAUGGCCGGGCUUACUGUACUGGACCGCACACAGACAGAACAGGCUAUGGCCGGGCUUACUGUACUGGACCGCACACAGACAGAACAGGCAGAACAGGCAGAACAGGCUAGAUGA
This is a messenger RNA of Coregonus sp. 'balchen', 6232 nucleotides long. The record is from the annotation of a GenBank genome assembly. Lineage: Eukaryota; Metazoa; Chordata; Actinopteri; Salmoniformes; Salmonidae.